UUUGCUUUUUCUUGUCAAAACAAUAACCUCAUUCGCAGAACUGUCACUUCCAGGCGGUGGUGCCAGAUCAAAAAUGCUGUUAACGGUAGAUUGAAGAAAAUAUUUCUGUUUAAAGCAUAAAGGUGGUCGCAAUUGAAGAGCUGGGAGGGGUGUGUGUACUUAUUUAGCUAGUCUCACUUUGGUGAGUGGAAAAUAAAGACUGGGCUUGGUGGCGUUAGCGUGUAGGCCCAAUAAUACUUAGAGACAUUGCAUUGGAGAAAGGGGUGUCUCCGCCUCUCAAAAUAUGGUAAUAUGCCCCCUUUUAUUGAAAAAAAAAUGAACCUGCACUCUUAGGGAGCACAUAUAAAUUAUCCGAUAAAAUUAGCGUUUUGAGGUAAAACGGUUAAAAUGGUUAAAACGGUAGAUAUCCAGUUGGAUAACCCCGUUUUAAAGAAUGUACCAAAAAGUUGGAUGCAAUCCACAUAAGUAACAUUUGAUUCUACCCCCUUCCUUUUUUCAAUUUUUAAAACCGAGUGGAGCCCUCCUCUACAAUUUUCAAGAUCUUGCUACCGAAAUCAACAUCCACCGAAAACAGUUCGGCUACAGCUGGCAACACUAGUAUUGCCUGUCAAAAAAAGGGAAAUAAUAUAGGUGGUUCAAAGUUUGAGGUUAUUUAUUAGAAAUGUAAACGUACACAUUUAUUUAUUUCUCCCUUAAUCCUAUAUCUAAAUGUAACUUGAAGAUGGAAAAGCCUCAGUGCCACAUCGCUUCCAAAGAGCUAGAUGGUGUGACACCAAAAAAAGAUAAUACAGGCUCAGAUAAGAGCAAAAAGGGAUUGACAAAUGUUAGGGCCAUUGUAUUCUUAUUAUUAUGGUAUUUCUUCAGCGGAUGCACCUUGUUUUUGAACAAAUAUAUUUUAACAUACUUGGAUGGCAAUCCUACAGUGCUGGGAGCUUGUCAAAUGCUUAUGACUGCAACAUGUGGUUUCAUACAGCUAUACUUCCCAUGCGGAAUGUAUAAGCCAUCAUCAAGAUUAAAUAAACCACCUGGAUUUUAUCAACAUAUGGUGUUGGUUGGGUGCUUCAGGUUUUUAACAGUUGUAUUGGGUCUAGUAGCAUUGAACUACGUAGCAGUUAGUUUCACUGAAACUAUAAAAAGUUCUGCUCCACUAUUUACUGUGUUAAUAUCAAGGUUCUUAUUAGGUGAACAAACAGGCCUAUAUGUGAAUCUAAGUCUACUUCCUGUUAUGUCAGGUUUGGCCCUUUGUUCAAUAAAUGAAGUCAGUUUUGAUCUUACUGGCUUUAUGGCAGCAAUGGCCACAAAUGUUACUGAAUGUAUCCAAAAUGUUUAUUCAAAAAUGCUUAUAUCUGGCGAUAAAUUCAAGUAUACGCCAGCAGAGUUGCAGUUUUACACCAGCAUAGCUAGUAUAGUGGUACAAAUUCCAGCAACAUUACUCAUGGUGGAUUUUUCUGGGACAGACAGGAUAUCUUAUAAACUCUUGUUUUAUUUCAUACUUAAUGGCAUUUUCUUCCACUUCCAAAGCAUUACAGCUUAUGUACUUAUGGAUUAUAUUAGUCCAGUUACACAUAGUGUUGCCAACACGGCAAAACGAGCCUUCCUCAUAUGGCUGUCGAUAAUAAUGUUCGGCAAUCCGAUAACCAUCCUAAGCGGUUUGGGAACAGUAACUGUGAUAGCGGGUGUAUUUUUAUACAUCAAGGCGCAAGAAUAUGACAACGAGCGAUCAGUCUCGGCUAACUUACUUCAUCGGAAAGUCAGGGCUAUAUAGCAUAUCUAAGCCUUCAUUGAAAUAUGUUUUUGAAUGUGCAGGUAACUAUCAUCACGAACAAGCUGACACCAAUUGUGGAUGGUGGAAGCACUCGAUGCUGGAGUGGAUGUUUCUAGGUGUGAGGUGUGACUGAUCAUACCAAACACUGAAAUGAAGGAACAUGCAGGGAAUUUUGGUUGGUUUUGGGAUUUAAGCUUGAUUUUGGGUAUAGUUCAUAUAUUUGGAUGAUGCUGAAUCAACACUUCAGCUACAUUUGAAGACACUUUGUAGAUUGCCAAUUUGAAAUGCACAGUUUCUGAUAUACACUGUAUUACUACUGAUAUUGCACAACUCGGACAUCAUAGAGAGUAAAUGGCAACGCUGGUUAGGUACUGUUCUUCAAACGACGAGUCUCGCGCCCCGCCCGCAGCUCAAGCACGUACCACUGGACGAGUAUCACAGAACAUGUGUUGCUACUAAUGGUGACGCUCCUUAUGAUGCAAGUGUUGUAUAGUUUUAGGGGUAACAUACUGUAUAAGGUUAUGCCAGGGUAUUUCCUCAUUGUAAGACAGCACUUAAAUUUUAAAGCGAAUGUAAGCAUUGGUACUGAAUGGUAAUGAAAAUAUCAAUGGCAAAAACUACUCAUCAUUACUAUAAAAAACGGUAGUAUCGACAAAAACAAACUAAACAUGUUUUUUUUUCUGGUUAAUAGUGGUUUAAGUAUUUAUCAUAAGAAAAACUUUGAUAAGCAACUAAAAAUGUGAGUAUGUGAACAAAUUAGUAUGUGAUAUAAUCUUGUCAAUUUAUAGUUUAUAAUGUGUUUUGUACCGGGAAUUUUUAUGACCAUAUAUUUUUGAUUUCGAGCUAUCAAUUACUUCAUUUAGAUUCAUUCAUGUUACUUAUAAUUUGUUUGUCCCGUCAGUUAUGAAAAGGAAAAUGCCCACAAACUAUAAUCAUGACUGUAGUCUCGACAACAUGGCAUGUGUCAACAGAUCUAAAUAAGAGACACAAAUUUCUAAUAUGUACUGUUACAGAAAACAUUCUCAAUAUUUUAAACUGCAGGCAGGUGAUAGCUUUUUGAAUAUAAAAAUAUUUAUUUCGUAAUUUAACAAAAUUAUUUCUCUUGUCAGUUCUCAGAUGUCACUUAACAAAUUUACAAGAUAUAAGUUACAUCCUCGGUCAGGUGGGAAAAGUCUAAGGGUAGCGAACAUCAACCAAUAGGAUUCAAAACUACAUUAUUGUUGGUUAAACAAGAUACUUUCGUCCGUUCGGCCAAGAAAAGAAGUCAGCCAACCAUGGGCAGCUGUGUGUUUCUUAGAUACUCAUUAGCAUGGUAUUGCCUUGGUCUCUUAUCUCUGGACGAACCAAAGAAAGCAUCACAAUGAUCUUGUAUGCAGGAGGUACUGUUUAUCAGCUUGAAAUAGCGCGAAGCGCGAUCUAUCUCACCAGAAUCGAACCAUUGUGGAUCGCGCACAGCUGCUAUUAGACGGAACUGUUAUGGAUCUCAGUUCCCGUUUAAUAGCCGUGCCGCUAGAUGGCUGAUGAUUCUGGCUGAAUGUAGAAGUGGUCUACUUGCUUUUGAACAGGUUAAACAAGAUGCUUUCAUCCGUCCGACCAAGAAAAGAUGAGCAGCGAAGAAGCACGAAACAGCUGUCCAUGGUUGGCUUCUUUUCUUGGUCGGAUGGACGAAAUCAUCUUGUUUAACCUGUUCAAUGGCAAGUAGAGCACUUCUACAUUCAGCCAGAAUCAUUAGCCAUCUAGCGGCACGGCUAUUAAACGGGAACUGAUAGCAGCGGUGCGCGAUACACAAUGGUUCGAUUCUGGUGCGAUAGAUGGCGCUUCGUGCUAUCUCAUGCUAUAUUAUUUUUGUUCAAAAUGUAUAAAAUCGGAGUUUUAUGUUACUUGUAUACGAAUGAUAAGAUAAUAUUUCCAAUACUGAAGCUGCAUAGCUCUAUACAUCUGUUUAUGCAACAACGGAAGUCAGUAAUAUCACAUAUUUCAACAUACUAAUUUCAUUUUGAAAUAUCUCGGUUGGUGUUCGUCACCCUAAGAAUCUCAGGUUACUGUCGUGAAGCCGGGCGCGUCUAGCAAUAAGACAGCAAAUGGAGAGUCAACUGCUUCCGGCCGUCAAUACGUCCAUUGUAUAUCUCUUUGACGGCAAAAAGUGUUAAAAUAAUUCAUUGCUGGCGUAGUGUUAACUAUCGUUCAUGUCAAUCACCCUUUGAGGGGCCACAAAAAGCGUCCACCCUCUGCCUACCGGACCACUUAUCUUAGUUAUCCGAAAAAAUAUUUUUAACACAAAACUCGCGAUGGAUUUUGGUAUCCUUUCCAUUUUUUUUGCUAAAGAACGGAAAAUAAUGCCACAGGUUUUGCAGUUGGUAAUGCUACCGCUACGUUUUUUACUUUCCCGCUCGAAGUCUAAAAAAUACGUCAUACCAAAACCCCUCAGUCGUUAGCCAAGCAUUCCACCACAGGUGUAUUAAAUAACUUUGUCAUGGUGGGUAUAGUGUAGCUGCCACUAGACGUAAACAUGAAUGUCCUGCUGAGACUUCUCCCGCCAACCAAUGGAUGAAAAAAAAAAAAUAGUUUAUCUUACAGAAACUUUAAAAGGUUGAAUGAUUUAGGUAGUGUCGAUAAUCGCUCAGGGAAUGGAGUCAUUCUUCCUUUCCCUCUAUGUAUGUUGGAUUAGGUGGUACUACUACUUGUUGAUCAGAACGUGAUGAAAUGUGAAAUAAUGAUUUAUAGGAAUUCAUGUACUUCAAUACAAAGUUUAAUCUAAAAAUAGUAAAAAUAUGAAAGCAGACGUUGAGUUAAAAGAUACGAAGCGUUAGAUAAAAAUUCCAUUCUGUUUAACAUGUACACUGUCACUAUUUGGCACGGUUUACACAAAUGAUAUAGUGCCAGAAAAUGAUUCCAGAGCUGCACUAUUUCAUGUUCUAAAUAAAGUAAAUUAGUACAUAAAGGGCUGAUGAGGUGCAAAAUAAAAAAUUCUACCAUAUUCAGUGUCUGACCUGUCAUCACUUCAAAAAUGGUGCAAUAUACUAUUACUUUUAAAGCCUGUGAUCCUUACCGGCAGUAUUCACUGUAUUAUUUCUACGUGUAUGCUGUCUUAAUUUUUUGCUUGGUUGUGUAUCAUAUACAUUCCAGUAAUUUUUAUGGGAUUCAGUAUUUAAAAUACAUACUUAAAAUGUGUAAAUAUAUGUAUAAAAUAUGUACAGAAGUUUACUGAAUCUGUUGAACCUGUAUGCUGUUUGUUUGCUGUAUUUUUUAUUAAGACGUUGAAACGUAAAUGUUUUGUUUUAUUUAUCACCUAUGUAUGUUAUCAUUGACCGACUCAGUUACGUUAUAUACUUUACGCCAAAAAUUCAGAUCUCC
Acanthoscelides obtectus is the source of this 5119-nucleotide messenger RNA. The record is from the annotation of a GenBank genome assembly. NCBI's taxonomy places the organism in Eukaryota, Metazoa, Arthropoda, Insecta, Coleoptera, Chrysomelidae.